Molecule: messenger RNA, 2117 nt
Organism: Zingiber officinale
Lineage: Eukaryota; Viridiplantae; Streptophyta; Magnoliopsida; Zingiberales; Zingiberaceae
Product: adenylate kinase 5, chloroplastic-like
Exons: 19
Coding region: 34-1899 (621 amino acids)
Biological process (GO): nucleoside triphosphate biosynthetic process
Cellular component (GO): cytoplasm
Molecular function (GO): AMP kinase activity; nucleoside diphosphate kinase activity; ATP binding
Source: RefSeq, a predicted model, not a curated record
GAAGCCUUGUGCUACGACUACGAGUGGUUAGUAAUGCGCUCGUUAUCAUCUCCAGUCCGCAGCCCCUCUAACCUCCUCCAACUUUGCAACGAGAACGAAGAGGCAAUGGCCACUGCCGGCGCCGUCAUCCCCGCCGCAUCCACCAUAACCUACCGCACGAGAACUUCCGCCACAUGCGCCUCAGCCGGCCCUCUUUCCUCCUUUUCCUCCUCCCCCUCUCGUCAUCAUCGCCUCCCUCGCCCGUUCCGUCUCCGGUCCGGGAAUCCUUCGUGGAAAAGAAGCCCUAAGUCUAGGGACUUACGGUUGGUUUGUUACGCCGCCAAACAGCCGCUCAAGGUGAUGAUAUCGGGGGCUCCUGCCUCCGGAAAAGGAACUCAGUGUGAGAUGAUUGUGAAGAAGUAUGGGUUGGUGCACAUCUCAACCGGAGAUCUUCUGCGAUCAGAAGUUGCUGCAGAGACAGAGAUUGGAAAGAAGGCAAAAGAAUUCAUGGAUAAUGGGAUGCUUGUACCAGAUGAAAUAGUUACAAAUAUGGUUUUAUCACGGCUGUCACAAAAUGAUGUGAGAGAGAAAGGAUGGCUUCUUGAUGGGUAUCCGAGGAGUUCAUCGCAAGCAGAGAGCCUUGAGGGGGUGAAACUAAGACCUGAUGUGUUCAUUCUCCUAGAUGUUCCUGAUGAAAUUCUAAUCGACAGAUGCAUCGGAAGAAGGCUGGACCCAGUUACUAGAAAGAUUUAUCAUCUUAAGAACUUCCCUCCUGAGACGGAAGAAAUUUCUGCACGGAUAAUAACUCGAACUGAUGAUAGUGAGGAAAAGGUCAAAUCACGUCUUGAGACAUAUAAGAGGAAUUGUGACUCCAUUUUGCCGAUAUACAAGGACUUGUUGAAGAAGGUCAAUGGAAAUCGUCCAAAAGAGAAUGUGUUUGCCGACAUUGACUCUCUGUUGCAGCAGAUUAGUGAUGAUUUUGCAAAGACCAAAUACUUGGAGGUAAUUGAUGGAAACUCAAAGAGCACUCUGAAAUUCUCUUCAUCAAGCAAGGAAGAAUGGAGAGGUAUUCCUACUAGACUGAAUAAUGUUCCUCAUUCCAAAGAGAUACGGACAUAUUUCUAUGUUGAUGUGCUACAUGCUACUCAAAAUGCUAUCAAUGAUAAAAGAAGAAGAGUGAAGGUAGAGAUCAACAUUCCCGAGCUUAACCCAGAAAUGGAUGUUUACAGAAUUGGAACUCUUAUGGAACUUGUACGAACUCUUGCUCUUUCAUUUGCUGACGAUGGAAAGUGCGUAAAAGUUUGUGUUCAAGGAUCAAUGGGUGAAGGUGCACUUUCUGGAAUGCCAUUACAGCUUGCUGGAACCCGAAAGAUUCUUGAAUUUAUGGAUUGGGGUGAAUAUGGUGCUCUAGGAACCUUUGUUAAAAUUGGAUCAAUAGGUCCUAAAGAGGUUGAAGAACAAGAUGAUAUAUUUAUUCUUGUAGCUCCACAAAAUGCUGUUGGAAACUGUAUAAUUGAUGACAUGAAAGCUAUGACAGAUGCCGCCGGUGAACGUCCUGUGAUUCUUAUCAAUCCCCGCCUUAAGGAUUUGCCCGCAUCAAGUGGCAUAAUGCAAACAAUGGGGAGAGCAGAGAGAUUAGAAUAUGCUGCAUCAUUCGAGAAUUGCUACUCCUUUCGGCUGCUGUAUUAUUCUGGAACACAGUAUCCUAUCAUGGGCGCUUUAAGGAUGUCUUACCCACAGGGUUAUGAACUUUACAAGAGGAUCGAUGAAUCACUGAAAAAAGAAAAGUAUGUUCUUAUAGCAACAUUUCCUAAAAAGCCAACUGGCGAGGAGAUCAACGACGCUUUUGAAGGAAAGCCAAGAAAUAGAGAGAAAAGAGCUGCUGGAGUCUGGGGCUUCUUGAGUAGCAUACUGAGCUAGAGAAUAUUGAGCAAACAACAGAAUGUGAUUUACAAUUUAGGUAUUGUACUGAUAUGUAAUCAUAUCCCUCUGGUGGCCAAUUUCUCCAGGUACAGUCCUCUUUUGUUUGCCGAUAUAUUGAGGUGGAAUUGAAUUGGAAAACCAAAGGAAAGCAGUUCUAUCCAAUGUCUGUUCAUGAUCUGGAGAAUGAUUGAAAUUUCAAUCCUCUUUUUGUUGUC